Salvia splendens (bonfire salvia) is the source of this 1901-nucleotide messenger RNA. RefSeq names its product probable receptor-like protein kinase At1g11050. Gene Ontology annotation, biological process: protein phosphorylation. Gene Ontology annotation, molecular function: ATP binding; protein kinase activity. Lineage: Eukaryota; Viridiplantae; Streptophyta; Magnoliopsida; Lamiales; Lamiaceae. The record is from RefSeq and is a predicted model, not a curated record. The transcript has a single exon. The coding region runs from base 1 to 1866 and encodes 621 amino acids.
AUGAACAUUUUCUUCUUUUUCUUCUUCUUCAUCUUCUCCUUCUCCAUCUUCAAUUUCAACGCAGUAUCAGCACAUGAUGCAUCAUCAUGCCCUAUCAACUUCGACUACGUCGAAACCCUCCCUUGGGACGCCUCGCUCUGCCGCGACCCGAUCCAAACAAGCUGCUGCCAGACUCUCCGCAGCCUCUUCGGCGUCGGCCUCGCCCAACACCUCAACCAAACCUCCCAAUUCUACCUCCCCACCGCCACGGCCUCCUCCUCCUGCAUCGCUCAAUUCGAGCGCAAAAUCUCCUCCAUGUCCCUCACCAGAUCACUACUCCCACUCUGCUUCAACGACACCGCUGAGUUCGCCAUCACCAACUCCUCCACCGCCUGUGCCGGAAUCACCACCCUGCAAGACUGGGAUCUCGAGGCGGACGAGGCCGCCCUCGUCCCCCUCGAGUCCGCAUGCAACGGCGACCUCACCGGCCUCACCCUCUGCAGCAUGUGCCUCGACGCCGGCCUCAAACUCACCUCCCACCUCGUCUCUUCCCAUCCCAACUCCACCAAAUGCUUCUACUUCACAGUACUCUACGCGGCCGGCGUCGUCAAUGGCUUCGGACCUGUUGAUAUCAGAUCCGCCGCCUGCAUUUUCGGACUGCCUGUGUCCAGCACUGGCAGAUCUGGACCAGCAAACCACAGAACCAGAAGAUUCAUCUUCGGGUUCUGUGGGGGCCUAGUGGGAAUCUCUGGGCUUGUGAUUCUCUUUUUCAUUUACAGAAAGUGGGACCGGAAAAAGAAACAAGAUGUUGUUCACCAGAGCUACGUAGCAUCUGUGAAAUCUAUAGUCCUCCCCAACGUCGGAGCUAAGUUUUUCGAGCUCCGUGACCUGGAGCAAGCGACCGAUAAAUUCGCAAAGAGGAAUCUAAUCGGACAAGGCGGAUUCGGAGCUGUCUACAGAGGAACUCUGCCAGACAACAAAACAGAGGUCGCAGUGAAACAGAUUUUCGAAACAGAAGAGAGCGAUGACGAUUUCAUAAACGAGGCUCUGAUCAUUAGCAAGAUCCGGCACAGGAAUCUUCUACCUCUCCGUGGAUUCUGUGUCGCGAGCGACAGAUUCCACGGAAAGAGAAGAUUCCUAGUCUAUGAUUACAUGCCAAACGGCAGCUUAAACGAUCACAUAUUCAUCGACAACAACAACAACAAUGAUAGUCUCCUCUCGUGGCCUCAGCGCAAGAACAUAAUCCUCGACAUAGCGAAAGGGCUCGCGUACCUCCACUAUGGGAUCAAGCCGACGAUCUACCACCGCGACAUAAAGGCAACCAACAUCCUCCUCGACACGGACAUGAAGGCCAGGGUGGCCGAUUUCGGGUUGGCAAAACAAAACCUAGAAGGCCAAUCCCAUCUCACCACGAGGGUGGCCGGGACCCACGGCUACCUAGCACCAGAGUAUGCUCUGUACGGGCAGCUGACAGAGAAGAGCGAUGUGUACAGUUUUGGGAUACUGAUUCUCGAGGUCAUGAGUGGGCGGAGGGUGCUUGAUGCCUCGAAGAGCGAGAGAAUCUUGAUCACGGAUUGGGCGUGGGAGCUGGUCAAGGCCGGGAAGGUCGAGGAAGUUUUCCACGGGGGCAUAAGGAGGGAAGGGCCGAAAGGAGUGAUGGAGAGAUUCGUGCGCGUUGGGAUCCUCUGCGCGCAUGUCAUGGUCGCGCUUAGGCCGACCAUUGAGGACGCGCUGAGGAUGCUUGAAGGCGACAUUGACAUCCCUCGUCUGCCUGAUCGCCCGUUGCCUCUCGCGCAACAAUGUGUGCAGAUGCAGUUUAGCUCGUUCAGUUAUAGCACAAGUGCAAGUGAGGGGUCAAGGGUUGCUAAUUGGAGUAACACUAGUUGAUGAGUAUUUUGGAAUCUUUGUAUUGCUUCUACAUG